AUGUCCCUCCGGUGUUCUGGCGAAUCUAGGCAUGUGGGCUUCCAGUCUCCGGGUGCAGCCGCCAGACCACCCAGCAGAGGAGCAAGCUUUGGAGGCAGCAGCACCUAUGGUAGCUCAGUUGCCACGAGUGGAUUUUCCUGUGGUUUGGGCGCAGGCCUGGGCAGCGUUGCUGGUGGGAGUGGUGCCCUCGGAAACGCUGCGUGUGCUGGCCUUGCUGGAAGCGAGGGAGGCCUCCUGUCUGGCAAUGAGAAGGUGACCAUGCAAAACCUCAACAACCGGCUAGCCUCUUACCUAGACAGUGUGAAGGCUCUGGAGGAGGCCAACGCAGACCUGGAGAAAAAAAUCAAGAGUUGGUAUGAAAAAUAUGGACCUGGCUCCUGCCGUGGGCUGGAUCAUGACUACAGUGUCUAUCACCUCACAAUUGAGGAUCUGAAAGGCAAGAUUAUCGCUUCCACAGCUGCAAAUGCGAAUGUAAUUCUGCAAAUUGAUAAUGCCAGGCUGGCGGCAGAUGACUUCCGACUAAAGUAUGAAAAUGAGCUUUCCCUUCACCAGAAUGUAGAGAUGGACAUCAAUGGGUUGCGACGUGUCCUGGAUGAGCUAACCCUCUGCAAGACUGACCAGGAGCUGCAGUACGAGUCUCUGAGUGAGGAGAUGACAUACCUCAAGAAGAACCAUGAAGAGGAGAUGAAGGCGCUGCAGUGCGCGGCGGGAGGCAACGUGAACGUGGAGAUGAACGCGGCGCCCGGGGUGGACCUCACCGUGCUGCUCAACAACAUGCGGGCCGAGUACGAGGCCCUGGCCGAGCAGAACCGCAGGGAGGCCGAGGCCUGGUUCCAGGAGAAGAGUGCCACGCUGCAGCAGCAGAUCUUCGACGACGCGGGCGCCGCCAGCUCCGCCAGGGCGCAGCUGACCGAGAUGAAGCGCACGAUGCAGACGCUGGAGAUCGAGCUGCAGUCCCUCCUGGCGACGAAACAAUCCCUGGAGUGCUCCUUAGUGGAGACAGAGGGUAACUACUGCACACAGCUGGCCCAGAUCCAGGCUCAGAUCGGGGCCCUGGAGGAGCAGCUGCACCAGGUCAGGACCGAGACUGAGGGCCAGAAGCUGGAGCAUGAGCAACUGCUGGAUAUCAAGGCCCACCUGGAAAAGGAGAUUGAGACCUACUGCCGCCUGAUAGAUGGAGAUGGAAAUUCGUGCUCCAAAUCGAAAGGCUUUGGUUCCGAUAGCUCAGGGAAUCCACCUAAAGAUUCGCCCAAAACCACACUGGUAAAGACCGUGGUGGAAGAGAUAGAUCAACGUGGUAAAGUUCUGUCAUCAAGGAUCCAAUCUAUCGAGGAAAAGACAUCUAAAAUGACAAAUGGCAAGACAGAAAAGAAAACACCCUUCUAG
Dipodomys spectabilis (banner-tailed kangaroo rat) is the source of this 1386-nucleotide messenger RNA. RefSeq names its product keratin 28 (gene Krt28). Gene Ontology annotation, biological process: intermediate filament organization; hair follicle morphogenesis. The record is from RefSeq and is a predicted model, not a curated record. Gene Ontology annotation, molecular function: structural molecule activity. Bases 1 to 1386 code for a protein of 461 amino acids. The transcript is spliced from 8 exons. Lineage: Eukaryota; Metazoa; Chordata; Mammalia; Rodentia; Heteromyidae.